CGUUGAUCCGUGCGUUGAAAUAUAAUGUAAAAAAGGCCACUUUAGAAAUAAUUGCAGGAUAAAGUUCUGUCAGACAAAAAUGUCUGUCCGAUACAUAUGAAAUGUCAUAGAAUAAAGUCUGUUACCAAAUAACCUUUUAGUGGUGGUAUAGCGGUUGUUCGACAAGUUCUUACGCGCAAAGAGCUUAGUCAAAGUUUCUCUUGAUAUAUGCUCAAGCUAAAGCACUUUGCCUACCACCCAAGGCAUUAUCGGGAGAACUACGGAUAAGCAACAUGCUAUGCCUAUAUAAUACCUGGGCCCCACCGGUAGUAGACAUAUUUGUCUUUCACCAAAUCUGCACCAAUCUGAAUCAAAUUUGAUGACGCAUCUCCAAACCAUUGGAUAAAGCUCCAGUACGUAGUGACCAAAAACCACAUAAUCUGAAGAUGGCUCGACCAAAGCGCGAAAUGCGCGCAGCUGUAGAGGAGUCAACUACGCCUCCCGACCAACUCAAAGAAGCGCAGUCGCUCGCAAGAGUGAUCAAAGCUGAGGGCAACAACCUUUACACCUGUUCUCUACCCGACCAGCGCACCAUCCUUGUCGAACUCGCUGCGCGCUUCCGCAAUACCAUCUGGAUUAGACGUGGGGGAUUUGUCCUCGUUCAUCUGACUCCCCCCGAGGAGCGAAAGGGUAAAGUGGAGGGUGAGAUUGUGAACGUUGUGGGCAUCGAGAAGGAAUGGCGCAAACAGAGCUACUGGCCUAAAGAGUUUGCACGGUUUACCUAUGAGGACGACGAGGAUGAAGACUCGACUGUUGGCAAGAUGCCGCCGUCGGAUUCGGAAGAUGAGAACUGACUGCAUAUCGACU
Molecule: messenger RNA, 846 nt
Organism: Daldinia loculata
Lineage: Eukaryota; Fungi; Ascomycota; Sordariomycetes; Xylariales; Hypoxylaceae
Product: nucleic acid-binding protein
Exons: 3
Coding region: 426-833 (135 amino acids)
Biological process (GO): translational initiation
Cellular component (GO): nucleus
Molecular function (GO): translation initiation factor activity; RNA binding
Source: RefSeq, a predicted model, not a curated record